UCAAUGACAAAGUACUUCAAUAAUUUAUUUUCGAAAAUUAAAAUCGAUUUUAAUUUCUUUAAAAAAUGUCAGGACGCGAUGUAUUACAGAUUUUUCCCUCUCGAGCUAACUUCGUGUUGAUGAAGCAACGCAUUGCUGGUGCCACAACCGGUCUCAGUUUGCUGAAACGAAAACGAGAUGCCCUCGAACUUCAUUUACGACAAAUUCUGAGUGAAUUAAAACGAAAUCAAGAUCAGGUGCAGGAUAUCAUGCAGGAAGCUCACUUUGCAAUGGCUAAGGCAAAAUUCCUAGGAACGGACUUUAAACCCGCCACUGUGGAACAGCCUGAGGCAGCCAAUGCAUUUUUGCAUUUGAUUAGCAAUAAAAUUGUUGGCAUGAAUGUGCCAUCAUUUGAAUUGGUGUUGAUGCCCUACAACUCGUUGCCAUUGACGGGCCUGGCCAAUGGAGGGCAGCAGGUCGAGGUGGUGAGAAAAAAAUUCCAAAAGGCUUUACAAAUUCUAGUUGCUUUGGCCUCCCUGGAAUAUAAUGCCAAGAUAAUCGGAGAGGCGGUAAAACUGAAUAAUAGGCGUGUCAAUGGUUUGGAAUUUGUGGUUUUGCCCCGCUAUCAAAAUACCUUGAACUAUAUACGCGAUGAACUCGAUGAAUUUGAGCGCGAAGAUUUUUAUCGCCUCAAACGUUCGCAGGCCAAGCAGAAUAAGAAAAAAUCCCAAUUCGCUGCGGAAAUGAGUAAGCGGAGCGAAAGCAAAACUGAAUUGGCUCCCGUGGAUAUUGACUUGGCAGACUGGACCGCCGAUCAACCGGAUAUAAAACAAAUGGGCCUGAAGGUGGAUCCCACGGUGCCAGUGACCCGAAAAACCUUUGUCAGUUUGAGGGGCAACACCGUCGUUCUUAUGCCGGAAGAGAACAUGAAACCUGUCAUCAUUAAGGGGCGACGCCAGAAAUCACCCUCCACCUCCAAGAGUGCCGACAAAAUAUCCAAAAGCAAAAAUGUUGUCACUGCCUCACCCUCUUCAUCGGAAACUUCCAUGUCAUAGUCCAUAGUCCGCCCCAGUGUAUGUUGUUUAAUUUACCUUUUCAUGAUACGGCACAAAUUUGUUGUGCGUUUUUACGCUCGAUGGCCAUGAUUGUGCGAACCGAUUAAAAAAACUCAAUUCAAGUUAAAACUCAUUGCCAGUUGCGUUAAUUCUCAUCAUGGUUGGAAAAGCGAAAAAGAAAAUGAAAUGGAAAUGGACAUGUUGGCGAAUUAAGUAAAAACCCGGUUGUUAUUUUCGAAACUGUUGUUGUUGUUGUUGUUCAUAAAAUGCCAUUGCGAGCUCACAAUCAGAUCAAAUGAAUGCCAAAAAAAAAAAAAAUUAAAUGCUGAAACU
Messenger RNA from Musca domestica (house fly), 1367 nucleotides. RefSeq names its product V-type proton ATPase subunit D-like. Gene Ontology annotation, cellular component: proton-transporting V-type ATPase complex. NCBI's taxonomy places the organism in Eukaryota, Metazoa, Arthropoda, Insecta, Diptera, Muscidae. Gene Ontology annotation, molecular function: proton-transporting ATPase activity, rotational mechanism. The record is from RefSeq and is a predicted model, not a curated record. Bases 66 to 1034 code for a protein of 322 amino acids. The transcript has a single exon.